UUGUGUUUUAUAUAUAUAAAUGAGGGCGUGAAGUUUUGUCACAUAGAUUUGUUUAUAAGCGUCGAAUUUAUUAAUCUAGGUUUCGAGUGACAUAGAAAAAAGUGUAAAUUUGUGUUUUAAAACCUUUUAAAUUCUGAUUUAAUUAUUUACUAGUAAUGACUUCAUUGAUGAGUCAUACGUGUGGCAUACUUACAAAUGACAGUUUCAGAAUACAUUGAACUAUCUAUAAUUAAACGAUAAAAUAAUAGUUCUGUAUGAGAUUUUGUGGCAAUGCACUAACUUAAGUCCUAUCCAAACCUGCUGUUGUUUUUUUGAAAGUAGGUUAGGUCAUCUUACGUAGUGUGUGAUUGACAGUUGUGCACAUAUUGAAGGUUAUGUUCAUGUUAUUACGGGAGUGACGUUUCCUGUAAUGAACAUGCCACGCCCUUCGCUAGAUUCACAAGUAUCUCUAAGCAACGGUAGUUUUAUUAGCAAACCAGCAAGAGGAUGGUUGCAUCCAGAUCAAUUAAUAACCAAAGAAGGAAUCACUUAUGCUGUUAGGUAUAUUGGUUGCCUUGAAGUAAAUAGUUCUAUGAAGAGCUUGGAUUUUGAGACGCGGUCACAAGUGGCGAAGGAAUGUAUAAAUAGAGUGUGUGAAGCAGCUGGUUUAAAAACUGCAGACAAAAAGAGGAAGGUGGACAAGCGGGUGCUGAGGGCCAUCGGGGACCAGCCCAUCAUGGACCACGCGGGGGCCAAUGUGAACCUCAGCAUCUCCAGCCUGGGGCUGGUGCUCACGGUGCUGGAGUCGGGCCGGGUCGUCGCCAGGCACGACAUGCCCCGCAUCUCGUUCGCCUCCGGGGGAGACACGGACACGCUGGACUUCGUGGCGUACGUGGCCAAGGACGCGAAGGAGUGGCGCGCCUGCUACGUGCUGGAGUGCGGGGGCGGGCUGGCGGCGGACGUCAUCACCAGCAUCGGGCAGGCCUUCGAGCUGCGCUUCCAGCAGUUCCUCACCCACCCGGCCGUCUCCACGCCGAGCGCGGCGGCGGACCGAGAGUGCCCGGGCAGGAGCGACCGGGAGUACUACAACGACCUGCCGGGGAAGAUGCCCCCGGAGCUGGGGCCCCCGCCCGUGCCCCCCCUGCCCGUCCUGCACUCCGGGGGCCCGGGGCCUUCCUCGCGGGCGGCGGGCGACAACAAGCCGGGGAGCAACGGCGUCGUCCACCGCGGCAACGUCGACCGGCAGGCGAGAGAAGUGGUGACCAGCAACUUGAUCGACCUGAACUGCGAGGCCGCCCCCCCUCCGCCCAUACUGACCGCGCCCCCUCGCAGGGAGCAUGACUACGUCAACGACAUCAUCGUCAACAACAGGGACGUGUUCGACAUGCAGCCGUUCACCGCCGCGGUGCCGACUGCCAGCGCGUCCCAGAAGCUGCAGCUGCAGAGGGAGGUGUGGUUCCACGGCCCGGUCAGUCGGCAGGACGCGGAGGCCCUGCUCACCAAGGAUGGAGACUUCUUGGUGCGGGAAUCCCAGGGCUCGCCAGGCCAGUACGUCUUGACGGGGAUGCAGAACAACAUUAAGAAACACUUGUUGCUGGUCGACCCUGAAGGAGUGGUUCGGACCAAAGAUCGCAUGUUCGAAAGUGUGAGCCACUUAAUCAACUACCACUGUGAAAAUGAGCUGCCGAUCAUCUCGGUGGAAAGUGCGCUGGUGUUGCGGCGUCCUGUCCACAGGACACGGCAACCAUGAGAUUCACAAAACAGGGUGCUCUACAUGGAAUGGUCAUCUGUAUGCAGAUGCACACGGCACGUCAGCGAGUGUAAGGACACGUUCGUGCUGUCUGUGUUUGAAGACGACACUUCGAACCCGUAGGUAACUUGUGUUUGUGGGAGUCUUCGGCGAGCUCGCCUGCUCACAUGUGUGUGAAUAUUGGUGGCUGUUGCCACGGGUGCUGCUCGAGCUUAGGUGUUUCAGCCGACGAAUGGACGUUUCUACGUGCUCUAUCCGGUAGGCAUAGUUGAGUGUUUUUGCUGGCCGUUGCUUGCUGGGAUACUGCUAGUGUAUUCUGUGUAAAAAAAAAAAAAAAUAUUUUUUAUGUUGUUAUAUAUGUUUGGGGGGAAGAUGGGAGGGCUGUAUCCCCUUUACCACCCCAAAAUUAAAAAAAAAAAAAUGCAAAGAAUUUGAAAGUAAACGACGAGAGAAGUGGUUCUAACCCCACUCUAAAUUAAAUUUUGCCUAUGCUCGUGGUGAGAUGUGAUACAGGGAAACAGUACCUCUUGGCCUAUGCAAGUACUGGGAGUACAAAUGAGGUAGCACGUUUUAGGAACUAUAGGUUCCGCAAAAAAAAUUUUUUUUACCGUAGCUUUACUUGGAACUCCCAAGAAGUUUCAUUUGAAUCUUGCCGCAAGAGAAAAUUUUUGGCCGUUGUUACGUCUGCCUAAAGGUAAAGCCCGUAUCACGCUGUGGAAGUUUCCUUGGAAGGUUUUCCAUGGCAGCGGAUGUGGAUGGUUCUGUGGAAGAAUUAGCAUAGCGCUGGCCGUUUUCGUGGAAGUCUUUGUAAUAGGUCGUUUUCGAAUUUCUGUGGAAGGUUUCAUAGAAGGUGGAAUUUUAUCCAAUCAGAGUGAAGUGGUAGUAGGUCCCUAGUGUUAAAAACUGUUAAUUAUUUUGGAGGGAUUUAAGUUUUCUUGAUUGUUGAUUCAAAACACUAUGAACAUUUGGUCUGUUGAAGCAGUUACAACAUUAUGCGACAAUUAUGAGAAACAUCCAUGUUCAUAUAAUACAAAAAUGGUUAAUUAUCAGCACAGAAUCAUUCACACAAGCCAGGCCUACAUAUUCUACGUGUGACAGUUUCUUCCGUAGAAACAUCAUACCUGCUGCCAUGGAGUCUUGGCUAGGAGUUUUUAGCGGAUCCUGCAGAAACCAUCCAUCUGUGUAAGACAAGAUUUUAUGGUUUCAUUUUUAUUCUAAUUUCAUUUUUAAAACAGAAUAUUUCGGAUUUUGGUAUUCUUGUUUUAUUUUUAUAAAAGCUGUUUUGUAAUACUUACAACACCAAAAUAGUGGUUGAAUUUAUAGGCUGGAUUAAUCUACCUAUAAAAUAAUUUGAACUAAAUUGGUCUAAAACAAAAUAAAAAUAAAUAAGUGAAUAUUUGUGGUUUAAAAGUGAUACACAAUAAGAGAUGAACAAUAAAACUAAUUAAAUUGAAUUUCUGAUCCAUGCACUUUGGUACAAUUUUUUUGUCCCGAAAUGACAUUAGGUACUUGAAUUUCAAACAUUAAAUGAUAGCUUUUUUUAUGAUUUGAAUUAAGUUUUGGUUAAAUGCUACAUAAUUCCAUGAUGCAACUUCAAUUUUGGUGCUAUUUGGUGUAUUAACUUGAAUUUUGGUGGUAUGCUGUGUUUUUACAUGCAUUUUGGUGAUAUUUCGGAUUUAUGGCAAUCCACCAUAUAAUCUUGCCCCUAAUCAUGUGAUACGGGCUUAAGCCUUAAGGCGUUUCCUGAUUUGUCAGUCCCAAGCGAGGAGCUUGUCCUGGUUGGCCUAUCUGCUUUUCAAAAAUACAUUUUUGUUGCAGGGCUGGUUAAGUCUGAAUUCCUAUUUCAUUUUAAUUUAGACUGCUGAUAUGUUAUCAACAUUUUUGUGAGUUUAAAACUCACUAUAAAAUUGGUCAGUUGAGUACCCAAAAUGUUGCAAAUUAAAAUUGUACAACAAAAAUGAAUAUAUAUCUAGACUAUAUUUUUUUAUAAAAGAUUUUAAGGUUACUAAAUAAAUUGUUUAAAUGGCUGUUUUGAUUAAUAGAUAUCAGAUUGUAUAGGUACAUAACUAAAAAUUUAAGAUAUUUAAAGGAUUGCAAAUUUUAUAUUGGCAGCAUUGGACAAAAUAUUUUAAAUAAUUUGGCCCCAGUAAUUUUUAAGUAAAGUUUUUUGUUCAGUAAUUUGUGAUAUUGCAAUUGGUUUGUUUUGUCUCAAACUUGUAGGGUUUUUUUUUGUGCGUGUACGCACUCCUUUUCUUUUAAUUUUAUGCCAGCAGUGGUCCAAUGACUGAUAAGUAGAGUCCUACCUCAAUGAUUCAAAAAAAAUCCACAUCCGUAAGGCAUAAUUCAUAUCCACAACUUAUUUAUGUUCCAAGCUACUAAAAAAACUGAUAGAAGACACAAAAAUAUUACAUGACCUCAAACAUUAUCACUAUUAGGUAGUUUCAUUCAGUGUACAUACGGAACAUAAAAUAUUACAAACAUAAUUUUUAAAGUUCAUGAUUUACAACAUUAAUUGUGGCAAAUUAUAUAAACUUUUCAAAAUCAUGUACAGUAGAUAGUAGUAUAAUUAAUUAAAAAAUAAAUAAGAAUAAAUCCAAUUCAAAAAUAUUACAUCAAUAGCAGCAAUUGAUUCAUCAGAACUUAGGCUGAUAUAAUUAUCGGGACUGGCCACGUCUUGUCAUGUACGGCCAUUUCUAAGAUUGGUGUAUAUGGAGCAUCACUAUAUGAUACUAUGUGGCUGCCAGUUUCCUUCAGUAGCCGAGCUGAAAGUGUUCCGGAGAAGGGUUGCAUUCGAUAGGGCAAUUUCAAGCAUGUGGUUUGAUACAGAACUGUUAAUUCUGGGAAGUUCAAGACAACCCGUUAUGUGGUACAGCAUUUGUGAACAGUACAUGAACAAAAAUACAGGGGAAAAAUGUGACUAGUGGUGGUCUAGAAAAUUACAGGAUAUGAUUUUUGAAAGAGAAAUGAGAAGCUUAAUAUGCAUCCCGGUACAGAUUUAUAAAAGGUAUGCACAUAAACAUACCUAUUCAGGUGUAUUUGUUUUGCCCCCGAUACCGGCCCUUCGCCAAGAAAAUGCAGGUAUGUUGCAAUAGUACAACUGCAAUCUCUUUGGUCUUUCAUGUCACGACGGACCUAAGCUAUUGGCAUGGCCACACGUAAUCACUUGUACAAGACGUCAAUUAAAGAACCCCGCGGGGCUAUUAACACAUAAACUUGCACCGCUCACUGCUCAAACAACGCUUUGUUUGUUGAGUGUGCUUAAUGCUUCCAUUCAGAAUAUAGGAAAUUAACUGAUUUUUCGCAUACCAACAAUAUGAGUUGUUUUGCAAGUUGCAUUUUAAGUCAACGUGCAGAAAGUUUCCUGAAGGCAUUAUGUAUGAACAGACCUUAAAUAAGAACAGACACUUCCAAACAUCUAUUGCUACAAAUAAAAAAUGAAAUCCAAGCACUACUUUUCCAAUGUAUGCAAUGAAAGUUUUUUUUUUUCUUCUAAAAAUUAAAUGCUAUUAAAUCUUGUAUAUUUACAAUAAAUAAUGUGUUUCAAAUAAUGGCCUGUUUUUAGUAUUCCAGAUUGAUGUUGGCUCAACAUUAGAUUUUUUGCAUGAAAUGUGUUGCUUUAUUAUGUAUAAUGAACUAUCUUUGAUAAACGAUGUUUAAGUGAAUGGAUACUAUCUUGUUUAUUUUAACUAUAUGUAUAUAUGUAUUUUUAGAUGUAUGAUCAUAGCUGUAAUCUUUAUGUAUUGAUAUUUUCUUUGUGUAACUGACGUAUGUAUUUUGUUACUUUGGAAUGAAAUUUCAGAUGCAUGUAAUGAAAUAACUUGGAUAUCUUUGUUUAUGUUGACAAAACAAAAAUGUUUAUGUAGAUAAAAAAAUUUGUGGCAACAAGGGCUUUAAUGAGCAUGUGAAAGGUUAAUCAAAGUUUUCUUGCACACUUACAUGGGUCAAAUCAGUAUUUUCUGUAAUGCAAAUCUAUUAUCUCUUCUUCUCAUAUAUGUUAAAAAAAAAACUUAUAUUUAGCUUAAAACUAUCAAUUGCAUUAGUAUGUCAUUUUUACAUGUCUGCUUUUGGAGUGUACACAAUUUACCCAGAAAGGAAUUAUUGUGUUACUGAUAAAAAGUCCAGGAAUACAACAUAUAGAAAUGACUUCAACUAUUUUUUUUUUUUUGCCAAUUUAAAUAUGUACGUGAAAGUGACCAAAAAUUAUGAAUAAAUCCAUGACGAAAUUAGUAUGUAAUCGGUUACUUACGAAUGAGGCAUUUUAUACUUUGUUGCAAUCUUACAGAACCUGGAAUUCCUGGGUUGCUAGUUUUUUGAAUGAGCUGGUAAAGGGCUUUUGUUUCAGUAGUUAUUGUCAAUGCCUUUGGCACCACCAUAGUAAUACGACGGAGAAUUGGGCAGUAUUUGUAAUAUCCUAAUAUCUGUUGAUCUUCAAUGUAUUCUUCAUGUCUGGAAAACAACUUUAUGAUAGUCAUGCACCCAUGUUGCCAUAAAGUAUGUAUUGUACUGCAGUACCUGUUGUAGCUUGCUGUCAUGAGUGUAUAAAUAAGUUAUGUGCUCUGUUUAAUGUUAAGUAAAUAUUACCAUUUCUUGUACUUCAUUGUAAACUUAUCAGUAUCUCAUGUAUGUAUCUCUAGAAUACUAUUCGCUGUUUUGCUACUCAUUUAUCCGCUGUAUUAACCUGAUUAGAGGCAGAAGUUUUAAUUCUUAAAACCUGCUCGCAAAAACAUAUGUUGGCCUGAGAUUGUGCACCAAGAGAUCUCUUGAGUAGACUUAAAUAUAUGUUUAAAAAAAAAGUAAAAUGUUAAUAUCAUUGAUUGUCCAUAAUAUAGCAUUCAUUUUAUUUCUUGUGUGGAUUUUAUCUGUGUUUUUAGUCACAUUUAUUCAAAAUUUUGCUGUAAACUCAAUAUCUGUAUGCAAAUAUUUAUUCUCUGUCAACAAACUAAAAAAUACAUCAACAACAUUUGAUUGCAGGAUAACCACCAUAGAUGGGAAAGAAUUUAGUGACUAAAUUAGGGUGUAUUCUGUACUUCCAACUGCUUACAAGUCUGGAGAAGAAAAAAAAGCAAGUUGAAACAAAAGUUUUUGUUUAUGGUAUCUUAAGGAAUGCUCCUAUGAAUAUGUAUUUCUCAUGUUUGUAUGCCUGUCUACGUUUUAAAAUGUAGCAUAAACGUCAAUAGUGUGGUAGAUACAUUGUGCUAAAUGGAAUUUUAAGAUGUAGUAUUUUAAAGAUUUACAAUUACCAACCUGUUAUUUGUGAUUGUGUCAAAAAAAAAAACACUUCUGAUAGACAUUACGUCAAACAGACGAACAGCUGUGCAGUUGUACACCAAUACAGAUUUUGCGAAAAUAAUUUGUGUUGGUGAAGGAGUAGGAAAACAGAUGGGUGAAAAAAUUAGAUUUUGGUUUUUCAGUGCAGGGUCAACAAAAGACAGAAGUUGGCUUGUGAUUGGCUAUGAUAAUAUUAAGGUAAAUACAGUAUAUUAAUGUUUUGUCAUUAUCAGCUGUUAUUGUUUUACUGUGGUUUUGUGUAAUGUUAGUGAGACUUGUGUGUGUUUUAUUUCAAAUGAUGGCCUUAUCAAACAGGAAAUUUAAUCUGGUCAACGAAUAUUGUUUUAAGUAUGUUGCAUAACAAAUAGUGUACACAUCAGUAUUGUCUGUAACAGUAACCAAUGUUAUUUUAUAUUUUAGAACUGCGAUGAAAAGUAUUUUCUCACUACCGAUUAAUGUGAUUCUUCAUUUAAAUAAGUGAGAAGUACGAAAAUGGAUGACAUGGCUCUAAAUUGAAUGUUCUAAAUUGUUUUCUAAUUUUACCUGCCAAAAGAGAGGUGUUUUCUGCCUCCAGUAUAGUAUGAAGUGAUGUGAAGUAGUAAUUCUCUUGUAAGGGAAGAACAGGGUUAGCCCACAAGAAGGGGACAAGGCAAAGGUGUCUUAUAAAAUUUUUUUGAUAAUAAUUUUAAAAUAUGCUUUGUAUGUUUAUUUUUUUGUGUGUACAGUAAAAAUUUGUAUUAAAGUUGAUUCGAUGGAA
This is a messenger RNA of Bacillus rossius redtenbacheri, 7754 nucleotides long. It is a transcript of the gene Shc, whose product is annotated as SHC-transforming protein 1. The transcript has 11 exons. Gene Ontology annotation, biological process: intracellular signal transduction; cell surface receptor protein tyrosine kinase signaling pathway. NCBI's taxonomy places the organism in Eukaryota, Metazoa, Arthropoda, Insecta, Phasmatodea, Bacillidae. The record is from RefSeq and is a predicted model, not a curated record. Gene Ontology annotation, cellular component: plasma membrane. The coding region runs from base 410 to 1729 and encodes 439 amino acids. Gene Ontology annotation, molecular function: receptor tyrosine kinase binding.